AUGAAAGGAUUUCCAGGAAAUAAAACAAGAUCUAACUUGCCCUUUCAAAUGGCUUUAUAUGUUAAUUUGUGGAUUUUUCCAAUUUGGCUUUCAAUUGCAAUUAUUAGCCUAGAUGCUAAAUAUAAUAGUUUAACAAACAUUUAUAAAUUACUAAUGGUAGCAGUAUUUCUGAUACUUUCAAUAUCCGAAAGUCUAAAGUUAUACUUGGGAUAUCUUGGAAAUCUUGGUGGCAAGAUUCCAGAAUUGACUAGUUGUUGGUUGAUUUUGAUGUUAAUACAACUUCCUUUGGAGAUAUUCCUUCUCUUUGAUCAAGGAACAUUACUACGAGAUAGCGAAGUAUUUAUCAAUCUUUUUAUGACUUGCUUUCUCCUCGUCGAAGUCAUCACAGGCACAAUUGCUCUAAAGAAUUUGGCAGAUCAACGUGCCAAAACAUUUUACUUAGCUCAACUAUGCAACACAUACUACAAAGAUUAAUU
Molecule: messenger RNA, 476 nt
Organism: Hylaeus anthracinus
Lineage: Eukaryota; Metazoa; Arthropoda; Insecta; Hymenoptera; Colletidae
Product: transmembrane protein 17B-like
Exons: 3
Coding region: 1-474 (157 amino acids)
Biological process (GO): non-motile cilium assembly
Cellular component (GO): ciliary transition zone
Source: RefSeq, a predicted model, not a curated record